AUGAGCGAAGAGAACACAGUACCCAAUCCACCGAUACCUGCUGGCUCCCCCUCUCAGGACAUCGACGUCCCAGUCAUCACCAGUGCGAUAUCGGUAUCGUCUCCAGCGAUCCGCCGCCGCAAGGAGGCGCCCCCGCCGUUGGUAUUGCAGAGCGGAAUGUCAUUCCUGACCUCCGACCCCCGUCCGCGAGGCACCAAGAAAGUCAUCCGCCGCCGCGCCUCCAUAUUCGGUGCAAUGCUCGGUUCUUGGAAAUCAAAAGGCAUCAAGAAACAAGUCAGCCACCCGGCCAGCAAAUGCGCCGACGCCGCCACAAACACGAACACUAACGCCCAGGGCGGAGGCAGACUGCGUCUCCUGAAGCGAGCAUCACUAGGCAAUCUCUUUUCGGCAAGCGAGCCGGAUGAGAAUGUCGAGGAUAGUGGGUAUGCCAGGCUCACUGGGUGGUCGCCGGCCCCGCACACGACGAAGUUCCCUUCUUCUGUUGCUCCUGCGUCUGCCGACACGCAGUGGGGGAUGAACAGCGCCUACUUCAAUCCGUUCACCACUCCGCCGCGUACACCGUUCUCGCCGAUGGUGGAUAACUGCAAAGGCCUGGAAUCCCCUGGCUCCCCCGAUAGUUAUUUCGACGUCCCGCAAGUCAGGCGAGGAACGGGCAGCAGCUGGAAGACGCUGAAGAUAUUGGGCGACGAGGCUAAAGAUGCCAUCGCAGCGAAGUACAACCAGGAACUAUGA
Messenger RNA from Pleurotus ostreatus (oyster mushroom), 732 nucleotides. RefSeq lists its product as uncharacterized. NCBI's taxonomy places the organism in Eukaryota, Fungi, Basidiomycota, Agaricomycetes, Agaricales, Pleurotaceae. The transcript has a single exon. The coding region runs from base 1 to 732 and encodes 243 amino acids. The record is from RefSeq and is a predicted model, not a curated record.